AUGGCACCAAGGAAGACAAAAACUAUACAGAUAGAGAAGUUCAGAUGUCUGAGACAGAAGAAAAAGAGCAAAACAGAGUAUCGAUCUUGGUCUGAUCUUCCAACUGAGAUUCUAGAAUAUAUAAUGUCAGGUCUAUAUUUAAAUGAUAUAACAACUUUCCAUUCAAUCUGCAAGAGAUGGAGAUCCAUAGAGUUUCCCCCAAUUCAACAACUGAUCAGUUAUCAUCCUCCACUGAAUCAUCAUCAACAUCAUCAUCAUCAUCAUCAUCAUCAAAUUCCAUGGCUAAUGAGAUCAAACUCUAAUUAUGGCCAAUUAACUUCAUCAUCUGAACUCAUCGCCCCAUCUUCUACCAAGAACAAGAAAUCUUACUCCAUCAAAAUUGAAGGCAUUGAAGGACCUGCUGAUGAUAAAACUCAACUUUGUAGUAUCAAAUUUGGUUGGCUCUUACUAUCUCGCACUCAUUCGGGUUCGGAUUGCGUUUCCACUACUUCAUUCUUUCUCUACUCACCCUUUAUCAACCGGAGGAUCGACUUGCCUGACUUGAAUUCUAAGUUCGAUGUUGCAACAUUUUCUUCAUUGCCCACUUCACCUGAUUGCGUAUUCUUCGUUUUGUGUUGUUUCCCUGAUAAAGUUAAUAUCAGCACUUGUAGACAAGGAGAGAUGGUUUGGAGCUCGAAAAGUUUCUCCGGCGGUGACGGGUUUUCGCCUAUUAAAGAUGUAGUCUAUUUGAAGAAGAAGUUCUAUUGCUCAAACAUUCGUGGUGGAUUAGCAACCUUUGAUGUUGAUCAACAAUCAUGGAGUGUUCUUUCAGAACCUAUGGUGAUAAUGAAUGCCCCAGUUAUCUCUUAUUCUAAUAGUUUUUUGGUGGGAGAUGAAGAUGAUGGAGAGCUCUUUUUUGUUCUUAUAUGCAGUUCAGGUUGGGUUUUGGUUCACAAGCUAGAUAGAUCGGAGAUGAACUGGAUCAAAGUUCAUAACUUACAAGAUAAAUCAUUGUUUCUUAGUUCAUCAAGUACAUCGAUUGUGAUUUCUAAGAACAAGAGAACAAAAUGGGUGAAGAUGAAUAGGAUUUAUUAUUGUCUGCCUGGUGAGGCUCCAAGGUUCUACUCUUUUAAAGCUGGAAGAAACUACAAAUCUACUAGUCAUUAUGGUGAUGUACGCUUCAGGGAGUUUCCCGAGAAUUAUUUUUGGAUUGAACCUCCAUAUUAG
Molecule: messenger RNA, 1206 nt
Organism: Telopea speciosissima
Lineage: Eukaryota; Viridiplantae; Streptophyta; Magnoliopsida; Proteales; Proteaceae
Product: F-box/kelch-repeat protein At1g57790-like
Exons: 1
Coding region: 1-1206 (401 amino acids)
Molecular function (GO): protein binding
Source: RefSeq, a predicted model, not a curated record